This is a messenger RNA of Drosophila gunungcola (fruit fly), 3390 nucleotides long. RefSeq lists its product as uncharacterized. Gene Ontology annotation, biological process: positive regulation of transcription by RNA polymerase II. The record is from RefSeq and is a predicted model, not a curated record. The transcript has 5 exons. Lineage: Eukaryota; Metazoa; Arthropoda; Insecta; Diptera; Drosophilidae. Gene Ontology annotation, molecular function: transcription coactivator activity; DNA-binding transcription factor binding. Gene Ontology annotation, cellular component: nucleus.
GCCAACCGUUUGCCGUUUUAAUUUUUGGCCCCGAAUCCGGAAUAUGAGUGAUACGCGUGAGCAGAUACUGGAGCAAAUCAAAGUGCAAGGCGAUCUCGUCCGUCAAUUGAAAACAGCGAAGGAGUCGAAGGAGAAGAACUUUAACCAGGCCACCGGUCAAGAUCGGAGUCAGCAUAGGGAUCGGGAGGAGGCGGAGGAGCAGCGCCGGGGAGCAGCGGGCGGGGCCGUCUGAAGUGGCGGUGGCCAGCAUGCCGGAGACGCUGCCCGCGACUGCGACUGCGACGGUGACGGUGACGGCGUCGGGCAUCGACUGCACCGUGGCGGUGCUCAAGGUGCCCACGCCCACCCUUCAGCUGCCGGAGGUGUGCAACCUGCAGAGCCUGGGGCUCAUCAUGGAGCCCAACAACAUCAACAUCGAGCUCAAUCCCGCCGCCCUCGUCACGCCCCCCGUCCUGGAGCCAGUGGGAUUCAAGAUGAUGACUAUGGACAUUACCAAAACCGAACCCGGUCUCGUCGGGCUUUCCUCCAACCAACAGCAGCAGCAGCAGCAGCAACAGCAGCAGCAGCAGCAGUCGCAGCAAUCCAACGCCGGCAUGAACAGCGGUGGCCAGAACAACGGGCCCAAUCCCAAUGGCAAUGGGAAUGUGGUCAAUGUGGUCAACUCCGGCGGGGCCGGCGGUGGCGGCAACAAUGGCAACGGGAAUGUCCAAAGCAUCGCCGCUGCCGCCAACAAUAACAAUAAUAAUAACAACAACGGCAGCCAAUUGUGCGCCGGAUGCGGCAAGCACAUCCAGGAUCGCUACCUCCUCCGCGCCCUGGACAUGCUGUGGCACGAGGAUUGCCUCAAGUGCGGCUGCUGCGACUGCCGCCUGGGCGAAGUGGGCUCCACGCUCUACACCAAGGGCAACCUGAUGCUCUGCAAGCGCGACUACUUGAGAUUGUUCGGCAACACGGGCUACUGUGCCGCCUGCAGCAAGGUGAUCCCCGCCUUUGAAAUGGUGAUGCGUGCCCGCACCAAUGUGUACCACCUGGAGUGCUUCGCCUGUCAGCAGUGCAACCACAGAUUCUGCGUGGGCGACCGCUUUUACCUGUGCGAGAACAAGAUACUCUGCGAGUACGAUUACGAGGAGCGACUGGUCUUCGCCUCGAUGGCCAAUCAUCCGAUGCUGAAGCGCCACGUCUCCUCGCUGGGCCAGGGAUCGCCAACUGGGGCGGCUGGGGCGCAGAACAACGCCGGUGGACUGCUGGGCGGCGGACCCGGCGGCGGGGUGGCCAAUGUCAAUGGCGUUGGCAUGGUCAAUGGACCGCGGACGCCGGGCGAUCACAAUAACAACAACAAUGGCCCCCAGACGCCCACCGGCGGUGGAUCGCCGUUCGCCGCAGCCGCCGCCGCUGCCGCCGCCGCUGCCCACAUGAAGAAUCAGCUGGGAGCGUCCAGCUAAAAUAAAGCCCUGGGCAUGGGCGCUGCUGGUACUGUUGUGACGGGAUCUGGAAUGGGCACUGGACUAGGCGUUGGCGUUGGCGUUGGCAUUGGAGUUGGAGCGACUGCCAGUCAGCAAUUCUAUUCGGGCUUUGGACUGCAGCACCAGCAUCAGCAGCAGCAGCAGCAGCAGCAUCAACAGCAGCAGCAUCAACAGCAACAGCAGCAGCAGCAGCUCAUGGGUUUGGGUAUGGGAAUGGGCAGCGGUGGAGGAGCAGGAUCCACCAGUGGAGGAGCCACAGGAGGAGGCGUUGGCAGCAUCGGCAGCGGCUGCAAGCGCUACCAAAGAAAGUUCUACAACCGCAACUGAGAGAAUCGACAUCAUCGAGAAGGGGGAGAAAAAGAAAACGCUAUGGGAAAGGAUAAUGAUGAUACAGACAUCCGGAUUCGAUAUUCAAAUCUUCGUUUGCUUUGACUGAGUUCAAGUUUUAUAGUUUUAGAAAUCACUAGUUUAGUUUAGCCUACACAAAAGUACUUGCUGAAGUUGCGCAUACAUUUUUGGAUUCUAACAUUUAAGAGACAAUAUGUUUACUUAGUUCUAUUCGAGGUGUUUUUUUUUUUCUUGUGUUUUCACCGAGACAAUCUGUACAUAUUUUCCUUGUGAACUGUUGACUUUAUAGUGCGAUCCCUUUUUUUUUAUAUAUAUAUAUAUAUAAACUCCACCAUAUAGAUAUAUUUGUAUUUAUCUAUGUGUAAUGUAUAAUGCAUAAAUAAUUUUAUUUUCACGCUCGAAGCGUGCGGUGCCAAAACAAAUUCAAAGCAGUGCCAAAAAGUUAAAAAAUAAAUGAAGGAUAAAAAGUGAAGUGGAGGAGGAGAUUCGAUGGAGGCGGCUGAAAUUCGGAUAUGUGGACUUCUGAAAUAUCGAUAGAGAUAGAGAUAGAGAGAGAGAGAAGAGAGCGAGAGUUAAACAUCCCCACCGAUCAAUGUUCGAUUUUCAAUGGGUCUGUGGAUCUGUGCAUCCGAAAGAAGCCGCAGGAGGUGGGAUGAGUUGGAUAAGUUGGAUAAGUUAAAGGGCAAUUGGCAAAGUGAACUUUGAUGUGUAAAUAUUGAAAACAUUCUGCACACGACUUAAGCACACAUGAUGAUUUUUGUUCUGAUUCCAUUUUAAGUCUGUUGGAGCAACGUUGUUGAUUAUUAUUUAAGUUUAGUUUAGUGCGAGGCUAAAGAAUGUUCUUUCCACGGCGAACGUUGUACUUGUAUAGAAGUAGCAGAGCAGCGGUAGAUGUAAAGAGCCUAAGCCUAAGCCUAGGGUCGAUGUAAAGUUAGGGACGUGUGUAUGUAUCUAUAUAACCAAGUGAACUAGUUACAAUAUGGAUGUAUUUAUUAAUCCUUUUUUCUUUUUUUUUAUUUUUUUUUUUUUUUGCAAUCUAAUGUAACACUAAUCAAUACGCGUAAUUAGAGUUCGAGUUCGGAGCUAGCGAAUAUAUACUAAGUAAAGGGAGAAACCAAAGUGUGUGUGUAUAAGCAUCAUCAGUCUAUCUACGAGCGAUAAACAAUACUACCUAUCUAUCGAAUUACCGAAACUAUGUUAAAUAUCGUAAUAAUCUAAUAAUCAGACCUAAGUAAGAGCGAUUACCCAAUAUUUUUUUUGUAUCGUAUUGUUAGAGAGCAGGCAUAAAGUUAAAUCAAAAAUAUCUAAAGUGUAAGAUAAACCCGCUUAGACCUAUACAUACACGUGCAUAUACAUUACAAAAACACAAACCAUACUCCAUCAUGUUUUUUGGACAGCAACUAUUAAUAAAUAAACAAAAACAACAAAACCAGAACAAAUGCAGAUGCAAAUGCAAAUGAAAAAAAUCAAAAACUAAAUAAAAAAGAGAGUAAAAAAGCAAAAAAAUAAAACAAAAGCUAAAGCAAAACAAAACAAAAGGAAACAAUAAAUGUAAUUAACAAACAUUUGAAAAAAUUAA